AUGGGAUUAUUACAUCAUGAUCUUGCGCCGUUCCCCGAGCCCAUCGCUCUUUUCGAUCAAUUUGUUUCGCAGCAGCCCCAAAUUAUAGUCCUUAAAGAAAAGGUCCUUUCUGUCACUGGGGACAGCUUUGACAUCAAGUUCGAGAAUCAACAGCCUUUCCUGAAAGUUCACGGGGCCUUAAUAUCCAUCUCUGGCCGCAAGAAGGUCGAGGAUGCUUCCGGCACGCACCUGUUCGACAUUGUUAAGAAGCAUUUCCAUCUCCAUACCACUUACGCCAUUGAGGACAUUCACGGCAAGGAGAUCUGUGAAAUAAAGAAUAGUCUUAAGUUGGUGGGCUCCAAGGCCACCGCCACAUUCACCGACAACAAAGACAGGACACACAACUUCACAAUGAAAGGAGGAUGGUUCGAUCAUACGGCAGACAUUGUCGACGACAAGACCGGGCACUCGGUAGCUCGCGUUGACCGUAAACUGCUUAGCCGUCGUGAUAUUAUCUUCGGUCAGCAGACUUACGCGGUCGUCGUGGCUCCUGGGGUGGACGCAGCCUUGAUGGCCGCCUUGUGUAUCUGUUUUGACGAAAAGAACAACGAACCGAGUGACUAG
Penicillium chermesinum is the source of this 603-nucleotide messenger RNA. RefSeq lists its product as uncharacterized. NCBI's taxonomy places the organism in Eukaryota, Fungi, Ascomycota, Eurotiomycetes, Eurotiales, Aspergillaceae. The coding region runs from base 1 to 603 and encodes 200 amino acids. The transcript is spliced from 2 exons. The record is from RefSeq and is a predicted model, not a curated record.